AUGAGGAGGGGUAAGCAGCUUAGCUUUGCUGCUCAGAGCUACGUCAUUAGGCCAAUUUCUCAUGCUGAAAUUGAUGCUGCCCUUAAGGGAAUUGAUAACACUAAAGCUCCUGGUAUUGAUGGAUUUAACUCCUUUUUCUUUAAGAGAGCUUGGCAUAUUGUGAAAGCUGAUAUUUAUGCUUGUGUUAUUGAUUUCUUCACUAAAGGGACCUUGCCUAAUCAAUGGAAUUGCACAACUAUCACUCUUGUUCCUAAAAUCCCUAAUGCUUCUCAUGUUAAGGAUUUUAGACCUAUAACUUGUUGUACUGUGGUUUAUAAGCUCAUUUCUAAAGUCAUAACUGCUAGGCUUGCUGCUAUCAUUGGUGAGGUGAUUGAUGAUGCUCAGGAGCUUGGUUUCCCUCGGAGAUUUGUUAGCUGGAUCUGGACUUGUCUUACUUCUAUCUCUUAUUCUAUUCUUAUUAAUGGUUUUCCUGCUCCUCCCUUUGAAGCUAAGAAAGGAUUAAGACAAGGUGACCCUAUGUCUCCCUUUCGUUUUGCUAUUGGUAUGGAAUACCUCUCCAGAUGCCUUGAUGAGCUUAGGUUAACUCCUGAUUUUAACUUUCAUCCUAGAUGUGAAAAGUUAAACCUAACUCACAUGAUGUUUGCUGAUGAUCUAUUGAUGUUUUCUAGAGCUGAUAGUGUUUCUGUUAAGCUCCUCUUCCAAGCCUUCUUGAAAUUCUCGGGUGCCUCUGGGCUUUCUGCUAAUCUUGAUAAAAGUGAAGUCUAUUUUGGAGGAGUUUCUGUUGAUGUUCAUAAAGAGCUGAGGGAGAUUCUUAGUUUUUCUCAAGGUACUAUCCCUUUUAGGUAUCUUGGGGUCCCUCUCUCUUCUAAGAAGCUUAUUAUUGUUCAAUGUAGGCCUUUGGUGGAGAAGACAUAUUGGGCCCAAAUUUUUAUCUUGCCGAAGAAAAUUCUGAAAGAGAUCGAGGCUAGGUUCAGAUGUUUUCUUUGGACUAGAUCCUCUGCCCCUGCUAAGAAAUCUUUGGUUGCUUGGAAUAAUGUCUGUCUACCUAAUGUUUGUGGUGGCUGGAACUUGCUUUCUCUUCCUGAGUGGAAUAAAGCAGCUGUCACCAAGUUACUCUGGGAUAUUGCUCACAAGGCUGAUAAUCUUUAG
Messenger RNA from Chenopodium quinoa (quinoa), 1149 nucleotides. RefSeq lists its product as uncharacterized. Bases 1 to 1149 code for a protein of 382 amino acids. The record is from RefSeq and is a predicted model, not a curated record. The transcript has 3 exons. Lineage: Eukaryota; Viridiplantae; Streptophyta; Magnoliopsida; Caryophyllales; Amaranthaceae.